Messenger RNA from Aspergillus thermomutatus, 4707 nucleotides. RefSeq names its product ZEB2-regulated ABC transporter 1. Gene Ontology annotation, cellular component: membrane. The record is from RefSeq and is a predicted model, not a curated record. Gene Ontology annotation, molecular function: ABC-type transporter activity; ATP hydrolysis activity; ATP binding. The coding region runs from base 1 to 4707 and encodes 1568 amino acids. Lineage: Eukaryota; Fungi; Ascomycota; Eurotiomycetes; Eurotiales; Aspergillaceae. The transcript has 7 exons. Gene Ontology annotation, biological process: transmembrane transport.
AUGUCGACCGCAAAGGCAUUGGGUCACUUUGGACCCAAUGGGGCGCAGACCCAGCAGAGCCGGCUGGAGCACACGACUGAAGAGUUCAGUGCCGACGUCUACGUUGGAGCACAGGGCCCGCCAAAAUCGAUGGAGUCGCGACAUUCGACCGUGCAGGAGCUCGCACGCGAAUUUACCCGCAACAGUUCACACGACUCUGACGGCAAGCCUAUCUUCGGAAGCGAAGACCCUGAUUCCCCCCUGAACCCGUCCGGCAACAAGUUCAACGCGCGCGAGUGGGCCAGGAAUGUUGCCAGGGUUGCUGAAGAGCGCGGUCAGGACUUCCGGCGAGUCGGCUUGUGUUUCCAGGACCUGAGCGUCUUUGGCUACAGCAGCGCGACGGACUUUCAAAAGACUGUCGCCAAUAUCUGGCUGGCCCUGCCGGGGAUGAUCGCUCGUCGUCUCCUGCCCAGCACCAGCACGUCAGGCCAAACCCGGGUGGAGAUCUUGCACCAGUUUGACGGCAUCAUCCGCCCAGGAGAGAUGUGCGUGGUCCUGGGUCCUCCUGGGUCCGGCUGCUCGACUUUCCUCAAGACCAUCUCGGGCGAUCGGAAUGGUAUCUACGUCAACCGGGAUUCGUACUUCAACUAUCAAGGCAUCUCGGACAAGGAGAUGCACACGGCGCAUCGAGGCGAUGCCAUCUAUACUGCUGAGGUCGAUGUUCACUUUCCCAUGUUGACGGUGGGCGAGACCUUGACCUUUGCCUCGUACGCACGCUGUCAAAGGGAGCUGCCCGAAGGCAUCACUCGCAAACAGUACUGCGAGCAUCUACGCGAUGUCGUUAUGGCCAUGUACGGGAUCAGUCACACCAUUCAUACUAAAGUCGGAGACGAGUUCGUACGGGGAGUUUCCGGAGGCGAACGCAAACGGGUCACGAUUGCAGAGGCGACGCUGUCCAACGCCCCUUUCCAGUGCUGGGACAACUCGACGCGUGGCCUGGACGCGGCCAACGCGGUUGAGUUCUGCAAGACCCUUCGGCUGCAGUCGGAACUAUUCGGCCAAACAUGCGCUGUAUCGAUGUAUCAAGCACCCCAGAGCGCCUACGACCUCUUCGACAAGGCCCUGGUCAUUUACGAAGGGCAACAGAUCUACUUCGGACCUGCGUCCCGGGCCAAGGACUACUUCAUCCGUCUGGGGUUCGAGUGUCCGGCUCGCCAGACAACGCCCGACUUUCUCACCUCCAUGGCUUUUCCAGCGGAACGCAUCCCUCGUCCUGGCUGCAACCCCCCGCGGACGGCCGACGAAUUCGCAGCCGCCUGGAAACGGAGCCCGGAGUACGAGGCUCUACAGCGGGAGAUUGAGGAUUACAAGCUUCAGCAUCCGAUUGACGGCCCGGACGCCCGGACUUAUCGACAGCUGAAGAAGGCGCACCAGGCCAAGGGUCAGCGUUUGAACUCGCCAUAUACCCUGACGUACUCGCAGCAGGUUCAGCUCUGUAUGUGGCGAGGAUGGAGACGAUUCUGGGCAGAUCCCGGCCCGUCGAUCUGGGUGAUGAUUGGAAAUGUCAUCAUGGCGCUCAUCAUGUCGUCCUUGUUCUACAAUAUGGACCAGACGACGGCGUCCUUCUACGGACGGGCUGUCGUUCUCUUCAUGGCGAUCUUGUUCAAUGCCUUCGCGUCUAUCCUGGAGGUCAUGACCUUGUACGCGCAACGGCCCAUUGUGGAAAAACAGGCCCGCUACGCCUUUUACCACCCUUCGGCUGAAUCGUAUGCGUCUGUCCUGGUUGACUUACCCAUGAAGAUCACCGGCACCGUUUCCUUCAACUUGGUGUUCUAUUUCAUGACAAACCUGAACCGGCAUCCUGGGAACUUCUUCUUCUACCUGCUGGUGGUCUUUCUCAUUGUCCUGGCUAUGUCGGGGGUCUUCAGAUUCAUCGGUGCGCUGUCUCGGACAGAACAACAAGCGAUGGUGCCCGCCUCCAUCCUGAUGCUUGCUCUGCUCGUCUUUACCGGCUUCGUGGUCCCGAUUCGCUACAUGCUGUCGUGGUGCCGGUGGAUCAACUACCUGAACCCCGUCGCGUACGGCUACGAAGCGCUCAUGGUCAACGAGUACCACUCCCGGAACUUCGCCUGUUCCUCAUACAUCCCCAGUUACGGAACUCCCAGAACAAAAACCGUGGCCUGUGACGCUGUCGGCGCCGUACCAGGCCAAUCCUAUGUCAACGGCGAUGCGUAUAUCAACUCAGCGUACAGCUACUACCACAGUCACAAGUGGCGCAACGUUGGCAUCAUCGUCGCCAUGGUGAUCUUCAACCAUAUCGUGUAUUUUGUGGCCAGCGAGUACGUCACAGCGAAGAAGUCGAAGGGCGAGAUCCUCGUCUUCCGUCGGGGAUUCGUCCCCAGACUUGCCCGCAAGAGCCGUCAGGACGUCGAGGGGUCACCCUCGGGCCCGGUAACGACUUUGCUGGAGAAGCCGGGCUAUGGCUACGAUUCCAGCAAGGAGGGAGGCUUCCAGGGCUCCACGAGUGUGUUCCACUGGAGCAAUGUGUGCUACGACAUCAAGAUCAAGGGCAAGCCUCGGCGCAUUCUGGAUCAUGUCGACGGCUGGGUGAAGCCUGGGACCUUGACGGCCCUAAUGGGGGUUUCGGGGGCUGGCAAGACCACGCUGUUGGAUUGCCUCGCUGAUCGCCGCGCAGGCGUGGGCGUCCUCACUGGCGAGAUGCUGGUUGACGGGAAACUUCGCGAUAAGAGCUUCCAGCGCAGGACCGGGUACGCGCAACAGCAAGAUCUGCAUCUUGAGACGAGUACGGUUCGUGAGGCUCUGAAUUUCUCCGCUCUCCUUCGCCAGCCAGAGAGCGUCCCAAAGACAGAAAAACUGGCCUAUGUCGACGAAGUCAUCCAGCUGCUCGACAUGCAGGAGUAUGCCGAUGCGGUGGUUGGCGUGCCAGGUGAAGGCCUGAAUGUUGAGCAACGCAAGCGCCUGACGAUUGGCAUCGAACUGGCUGCUAAACCACCGCUACUGCUCUUUAUUGACGAGCCCACGUCGGGCCUCGACUCCCAAACCAGCUGGGCUAUCCUAGACUUGCUGACCAAACUGUCUAAAGCGGGCCAGUCGAUCAUUUGCACCAUCCACCAGCCCUCUGCGAUGUUAUUCCAACGGUUUGAUCGCUUGCUCUUACUUGCUGAGGGGGGCAAGACGGUCUAUUUCGGUGAAAUCGGAGACAAUUCAAAGACCCUCAUCGACUACUUCGAGCGCAACAGUGCCAAACCCUGUCCACCCGGCGCCAACCCGGGCGAGUGGAUGCUCGAGGCCAUCGGUGCUGCACCCGGCAGCUAUUCGGAAGUCGACUGGCACGAAACAUGGCGCUCCAGCCCCGAAUACCGCACUGUCCAGAGCGAACUGGCCCAGCUCCGGUCCAAGAGCUCAGCAGAAGACUCGGUUGCCAGUGGCAACGACGAUUCCGCUUCGUACGACGAAUUCGCGACCCCCCUCUGGCGCCAGUUCCUCGUGGUCACAGAACGCGCGUUCCAACAGACAUGGCGCACCCCGUCGUACAUCUACUCCAAACUCCUCCUCUGCACCGCCACCAGUCUGUUCAUCGGGCUGGUCUUCCUCAACUCCCCCCUGAGCAUCCAGGGCCUGCAGAACCAGAUGUUCGCGAUUUUCGAGCUGAUGAGUAUCGUCGGGCAGCUGGUCGACCAGCAAUUCCCGCACUUCAUCACGCAGCGCUCGCUCUACGAGGCGCGCGAGAGGCCCGCCAAAACGUACAGCUGGAAGGUGUUCAUGCUCAGCCAGAUCCUGGCCGAGAUCCCCUGGUACACGCUCGCCUCCGUGCUCAUGUGGGCGCUGUUCUAUUUCCCCGUGGGCUUCUACCAGAACGCCGCCGCCGCCGGUCAGGGCCCCGAGCGCGGCGCGCUGAUGUGGCUCCUCUUCUGGGUGUUCCUGCUGUGGGUGUCCACGUUCGCGCACCUCUGCAUCUCGUUCGCCGGCUCGGCCGACGACGGCGGCAACAUCGCCAACUUCAUGUUCGUCCUGGCCUUCUUCUUCUGCGGCGUCCUGGCCUCCCCGGACCAGAUGCCCCGCUUCUGGAUCUUCCUGUACCGCGCCUCGCCGCUCUCGUACUACGUCUCGGCUGUCCUCUCGACGGGGCUCGCGAAUGUGGACGUGACCUGUGCGAGCAACGAGUUCACCACCUUCAACCCGCCCGACGGCCAAACGUGCGGCGAGUACAUGGCGGGGCAUAUCGCGGCGGCGGGGGGGUACCUGCUGGAGUCGAGCGCCGUGGUGAACUGCCGGUACUGCAAGGUCAAGGAGACGAACGUGUAUCUGGCGGCCAUUCAUGCGGACUACGACGCCCGGUGGCGCAAUUUCGGCAUCAUGUGGGUGUAUGUCGCUUUCAACGUGGCUGCGGCGUUGGUCUUGUACUGGGUGGCGAGAAUGCCCAAGGGCAAGAAGGUGUCAGCAUACAACGCCGGAAGCCACAAAGUCAACGUCUCCUUCGCCUCCUCCCAGAACGCCCCCCCGUCCUCGCCUGGCGCAAACGCAACAUCGUACCGCAGCGCCACGCAGCUGAUCAGCAUCCGCAUCUGCAUCAUGGCCAGCGCCUUGCCCACGCACGCAAACGGCCCCCGCUGGAAGGGCAGGUACGCCGCCGACUCGGGCGAGAGGGUCUCCCACCGCUCUGGGAUGAACUCCGCGGCAGCCCCCCCCCGAGUGCCCCCCGGCUGA